AUGAAGUCCGAGGGUUGUUUCAUUUUCGUUGCCAUUGUUCUUCUUGUUUGUUCAGCUCUCACGGAGGAAGCCAGACAUGAAGCAACAGGCGACGAAGUGAAGGGAACCAUGCAAGGGGAAAGGGGCCAGUGCAAAAGCAGAUAUUGCUGCGGUGAAUUGGGUCCCAAAGGUUGCAAGAAGUACUGUUGCAGGCGAGGUGGCGGAGCUGGUGGCGGCCAAGGAGGUGGCGGAGCUGGCGAUGGGGGAUACGGUGGUGGGCAAGGUGGUGGACAAGGUGGCGGAGCUGGUGGCGGGCAAGGAGGCGGCGGCGGGAAAGGCGGAGACAAAGGCGGUGGAGGAGGAGGUUGCAAGAAGGAUUGCUGUGGAGGAUAUAAAGGUGGCGGCGGAUGCAAAUGCUGCGAAAAUGAAGCUGAAGCCAAAGCAGAAACCAACAACUAG
Messenger RNA from Sesamum indicum (sesame), 438 nucleotides. Lineage: Eukaryota; Viridiplantae; Streptophyta; Magnoliopsida; Lamiales; Pedaliaceae. The record is from RefSeq and is a predicted model, not a curated record.